This is a messenger RNA of Salvelinus namaycush (lake trout), 1374 nucleotides long. RefSeq names its product U11/U12 small nuclear ribonucleoprotein 25 kDa protein-like. Gene Ontology annotation, biological process: mRNA splicing, via spliceosome. The record is from RefSeq and is a predicted model, not a curated record. NCBI's taxonomy places the organism in Eukaryota, Metazoa, Chordata, Actinopteri, Salmoniformes, Salmonidae. The transcript is spliced from 6 exons. Gene Ontology annotation, cellular component: U12-type spliceosomal complex. Gene Ontology annotation, molecular function: protein binding. The coding region runs from base 278 to 844 and encodes 188 amino acids.
ACUCGGUAUGUUGUAGGUGACGUACAUGCUGGUCGCGAAAUGUUUUAGCAUGGAUUGCAGAGAUUCAGACUUAACCAAAUAUACUUUAUUUGUAUGCUACAGUUUAUGUAUGUUUUAGUAAUCGCGUAAUAUAUAUUUUACUGUACACGUUGAUCAAUAGAGUAUGAGGUGUGAAAAUCUGUUAGUUUAUCUAGCUAGCUAAUCUUACAUGAAAUAGCUAGCUAGCUAACAUAAACUGAUCAGCAACUUUAGCUACAAACUCCUAUUCACAGUGUAAAUGAUGGGGGAGGAGACCCAGUCCCUUCACCUGGAUGAGGGACUGUCUGUAAAGGAAGAGGAGUUAGGACAGGCAGAGGGAAUGAUGAACCAAGUGGAGGAUGAACAACCAGAGGAGGUUGAAGAGGAAGAUGAGGAGGAUGAAGAAACAUUGCCACACUCUGAAUUCCUGGACAUCUUUGAAGAAGGACUGGCUCGCCUUGUACAGGACCCUCUACUCUGUGACCGUCCCAUUCAGGUGACUCUGGAGGAGGUGAAUUCCCAGGUUGCCCUGGAGUAUGGCCAAGCCAUGACUGUCCGUGUUUGCAAAGCGGAUGGCGAAGUAAUGCCCAUAGUGGUGGUGCAGAAUGCUAUGGUGCUGGAUUUGAAGAAAGCCAUCCAGAGGUUCAUGGAGCUGAAACAGCAACGGGAGGGUGGGGUGAAGCAUGUCAGCUGGAGAUACGUAUGGAGAACCUUUCAUCUCAUAUUUCAAGGAGAGAAGCUUGAUGAUGACAAAAUCAAACUAAAGGAUUAUGGGAUCAGAAACAGAGAUGAGGUGACGUUCAUGAAGAGACUGAGGAAGAAGUGAAACGGAGAUCUCACUACCGUGUGGAGUCCUGCCUACUCUGUGAGUUGCCUGCACAGUCCCCGUUGCUUCAGACCUCUAUGUUUCAACCUGGAGAUGUACAGCAACUAUAUUCAUACACUGACAUGAUUCAGUUGAUGUCUAAAAGGUUUUUCAAUUGACAUCUCAAACUUUUUUACAUGUUGUAGAUAUGAUUGUGUGGAAUGUUUUGUACGGGCUCAAUUUUUUAUUGUUUGGACAUAUUCUCUUGUCAUUUUGUACAGUAAAAUUGUGCCACUUCAAAUAUGAAUAAAGGCUACAAUGCAACCAAACACCCCUGAAAUAUCACCUAAUUACAGUGAAAAUGUAUUAGAAUUUUAUCUGCCGUUAAAUCAUUUAACCAGACCUGGGUGUGCCGGCUGGUCUAACAGUGAGAGUACAACCACAAUAUGUAAAUAUCUCCUGUAGGUAGUCCUUGUUGAAAACAAGCAAAAUAUUUCCCUAUUUCCUGGAGUACAUAGAGGAGCAUCACAUUUCCCACAGCACAAUCUGGG